AAUUGAGGAGAAUCUUUAUCUCAUGCCACUUCAUGAAAAAGAAGAUCAGCAAAAUUGGUCUCCUCAAAAUUAUUCUAAUAAGUGAAUUCAAGUGCGUAGAAAAAUAUCUAUACAAAAAACUGAUAACCACUUGAACAAAUAUCUGUGUAUCUGUUAUCGACAAUUAAAUUCGAUUUCCGAAAAAAGGUAUUGAAUAAAUUAAGGCUCGAAUGUCGAUCUUUGAUCAUAUUGAUAUCAUUAGUUCGAACGUGAUGGAUGGAUUAAGCAAUAAUUUUGUACGAAAGAAUAGAAAUCAUUUUCUCAUCGGUUAACAUUCAUAAAGGAAAUAAAUUGCUUAUUUGUCUAACAAAUGAAAUGAAAUGAACAAACUCGUCAAACAUUCCACAGUGUAUGAGAAUUAACUGCUUGUGUAAUUCGAUACGGUUCCGGAUAUAUAAAAAGCUUUCGAUUCGUAAUGUCGGCAGUGAACUCUUAACAGCGAUCCACUGAACUAUCAUGUCGAUAUUGAUCAUCGCUCUUUGCGUGGCAGUCGUCACUUCGACUCCAGUGCUUAACGAAGAGAAUGGUAAUAAAGCAAAAUGUACGAAAGAAAUCAAAGGAAUGUACAAUGUGGUGGAAAACUUCCUUAAACUGGAUAAAACAGAGGCUGGCCAAGCUGACCUUUUGAAAUUGCAACAGGAAGGAUUGCCCGAGUUUAGAAUUCUCAAAGACGAGGCACAGAAUGGCGUAAUGGUGCCUAAUAACUCUCCUAGUGAUCCAUCAUUUUGCAGCUCAGAAAUCUCCAACAAGUUGUUCCAUUUGGUACGGAAAUACGGAAAGGGAUCAUCAUAGAAGAAGUCAUUGUUAACGGACCUCGCAAUGCGGAUGCAUCAGAAAGGUCAACUAAAAUCACUGGUGUCAAUGCCACAAUUUAAAUAUAGACGAUGUGUAGGUUUAGCGGUGAGCGUGCUCGUCUCCGAACCUAAACUUUAGUAGAUCUUUGGAACAGAUGCGAUAUUAUUACGAGGUACAAAAAUAAUAAAUCCCCAUAAACUUCACACUAUUCAUACGACAGUAGAUUUUUUUUUAUCCAGUACUUUUUCCGAAAUAUCUAAAUAACGUCCCUGAGGAUCAUCUCAUGAUUUUAGUUUCAAUUAAAUGAAAUCGGCAGUUUUUCAACAGCCCCGUGAUAUUUGGUGAAAUAUAUUUUCAGUCUACUGGGCCUGGGUGUAAAAUUUUUUUUUUUCAAGAUUCUCAUUUUGGUAUAUGAUUAUUUUCUCGUCAGAAUAAACACAUUCACCAGCGAUCUCAAGAAACACUUAAAAAGUCGAUGCUCUUUGGAACAACUCGAUGUACGAUUAUUUUCUCUGUCUUGUUGUCUUAUGCAAGAGCUUCACAAUUUAAUGGCUUCCUUGUUUCGAAGAACUUUCUCCCCGGACGUUAUCAGGGGCAUCCUCUAAGAUAAGGGAGUGAUCGAGCAUGAGGAAAGAGUAGAUGAAAGUGAGAGGAAGAUAAUUUUCUGUGCGAAUGUCUUUAAGUUUCAAAUCGUGCGUUUCAUUUUCCUCUCUCACGUUCAAACAUGGAUCGGUUGAACGGUAAAAUUGUAUGGUGUUUGUGAAUCGACGAGGAAGUUUACGAGCGAGAGAUAAGAGAUUUAAAAAAUAUCGAAUUAUCAAGUUUGGCAGAGGAAACGGUGUUUUGAUGGCUCUCGAGUGGAUUUUCACUUGUUCGUAGGUGUGCUUGUAAAAGAGUAUAUGAGUCGUUUCUAUCGGCUGUACGUAAAAAAUGUUUGCAGAGGCGUUCUAUAAAAUAUAUUAUUGCCUGCGAUCGUUGGAUGACGUUGUUGAAUAACUUGCGCCUUUAAUAUAUGUGUACGUGCGUGCAUAAAAUAGUUGUAAAUAAGAGAGAUAUUACAGUUCUUAGAACGAUACGAGUGAGAAUAAAAUUGAUCGAUGAUUUUCCUCUUCAUGUGAC
Molecule: messenger RNA, 1953 nt
Organism: Venturia canescens
Lineage: Eukaryota; Metazoa; Arthropoda; Insecta; Hymenoptera; Ichneumonidae
Exons: 4
Coding region: 496-831 (111 amino acids)
Source: RefSeq, a predicted model, not a curated record